Messenger RNA from Hibiscus syriacus, 1095 nucleotides. RefSeq lists its product as uncharacterized. The record is from RefSeq and is a predicted model, not a curated record. NCBI's taxonomy places the organism in Eukaryota, Viridiplantae, Streptophyta, Magnoliopsida, Malvales, Malvaceae. Bases 317 to 910 code for a protein of 197 amino acids. The transcript has 6 exons.
CCCAUUCGGCGCGUGGGAUUUCCAAUCCAAUCCAGGCAUCGACAGCCACCAUACCAGCUCAUCGAUCACGAACUACUGGCUAGGAUUUUCCCAUUUGCUUUAUAAAUUUCAAGAAAUCGCUCCGCCAAAGUAAAUUAAGAUAAAUUUUAAUGGCUUUAUCCUCAUUGGAUUCUCUUUUGUUGAUUUCUUCUUCGCUUCAGUUUUGUUUUGUUAAUCGAUUUUUAAUUUCAAUGCCUUCUCAUCAUCAGAUUCUUAGUCAACCUUUUACCCUUUUCUGACAUAAAAAGUAAAAAGGUACAACACAAGUCGUUCCAGCAUGGGUAAAAGUAAAACUCAGCGUAAGAAUGCGGCAAUGUUAGAUAGUGACGAUGAUACUUGCAGCGUAAGUUCAUCGUCAGCCAUGCGUUCUGAUCGAAUGUCGCUAGCUGGUAUCGAAGAAGUAGAGUUUAAUAAGGAUAGUUUACUUGAUGAAGCUGUUGACGCUCUGUAUGAAAAGAGGGGUUCUACACGUGAGAAGGCCUUGUCCGUGAUUAUCGAGGCUUUCAAUAGCAAUUUGCAGCACCAGUUCGUGGAGAAGAAAUUUGCCACAUUACUGCAUCAAUGUUUGAAUUCCAUCAAAAAGGGGUCAAGCAAAGAGAUAUCUUUGGCAUCCCAUAGCAUUGGUUGUUUUUGUGAAGCCUUCUGCAGCUGUAAUAACAGCAGUUGUGUCUGCUUGGUCAUUUCUUUUGACAACAUAUCCAAUGUUGAAAAGAGAAUGUACAAGUCUCCAAAUUCUGCCCUCAACAAAGCAAGAACCCAGCUAUUGAACAAGCAGCGGAUGCUAUCUGCAGUAAGUAUCUUCAUUGAAGUUGAUUUUCCAAAUGCUGUAUUAGUGAAGUUCAUUGUGAAUGCUUCUGUGUAUUCAGGGUAGAAACAUUGGGCACUAUUCCGUUAAUGGAGGUGAUGAAGAUUCUUAAGCUGCUGCCUGCCAAGCCAAGGCAGGACCACCAAUAGUUAACAUGCUCGCCUUUUUUAUAUUCUUUGUACGCCAAUAUAUUGAAAUUCAAAUAUGUGUAACUGAGAAACUAGGAACCAUCUUGAGGAAAUGACUCCAUA